AACACUUGCAGCAGCUGGAGUAGAGUUACAGUUUGAAAACUUUUCAUCUCUCUAUUUAAAAAAUUGUUGUAUAGCGUUCGUUAUCUAUACAAUAAAAGGGUAUUUCUUAUCAAUAGUUUGUUAUCUCUUGGACACAAUGCCUGUAGCUCACAAGACAGGAGCUGUGAAAUCCAAGCAGGGAUCAAAUGCUCAGUCCCAGAAGGCACCCGCAGCAAAGACUGCAAAAGCUGCCAGCAAGAAAAAGGAUGAGGAGGAUGGAACAGAAACGGGUGAAGGAGAUGAGUGGAUGCAAGGGAAGACUCUGAUCAAGCCACUUGACCAGCUGGAUCUCACCGAGGCUGAGUUAAAAGAGGAAUUCACCAGGAUCCUGACUGCAAACAACCCACAUGCCCCUCAGAAUAUCGUCCGCUACAGCUUCAAGGAACGUUCAUACAAGCCAAUCAGCAGUGUGGAUCAGCUGGCUGUCCACUUUGUGCUGGAGGGUAACCUGUUGCACCAGGACUCAGAUGAGGCACGCAGACAGAGGGCCAAACAGGGCCUUCCUGAGGAAAAAGCCACAGUUGAGACCGCUGUAGCUGAAAAACCUGAGACUCCGGCUGCAGGUGGGGAGGAUGCAGGGGAUGUGGAGGAGGGCGGGGGAGAGGAGAGAGCUGACAGCGUGGAGUCCAAGGCUGGCAAGAAGGAGCAGAAAAUCACCAACCAGUUCAACUUCAGUGAGAGGGCCUCCCAAACCCUCAACAACCCACUCAGGGAAAGGGGAUGUCAGACAGAGCCCCCUCCUCGUGCAAACUUCUCAGCUACUGCCAAUCAGUGGGAGAUCUAUGACGUGUAUUUGGAGGUGCUGCAGAAGCAGGAGAAGAACAAGGAGAAGGCGAAAGCCAUCCCCAAGAAGGACGACGACAAAGGCAAGAAGAAGAUGAUGCUGGUGGAGACUCAGAGUGAUGACAUCACCAAAGUUGCCAAGGUGGCCAAGAUCAUCGAGCGGAUGGUGAACCAAAACACGUUUGACGACAUUGCACAAGAUUUUAAGUACUUUGAAGAUGCCUCUGAUGAGUACCGGGAGCAGGAGGGCACCCUUCUCCCCCUCUGGAAGUUUCAGUAUGACAAAGCCAAGAGGCUGUCUGUCACUGCCCUCUGCUGGAAUGAAAGCUACAAAGAUUUGUUUGCCGUCGGCCUUGGAUCAUACGACUUCACCAAGCAGGGGCGGGGCAUGCUGGUGUUCUACUCCCUGAAGAACUCCACUUUCCCUGAGUAUAUCUACCCCACGACGUCGGGCAUCCUGUGCCUGGACAUCCACAAGCACCUGCCCUACCUGGUGGCCGUGGGCUUCUACGACGGCUGCGUGGCCGUCUACAACCUCAAAGAAGAGACGCUGCAGCCCAUCUAUAAGAGCACCGCCAAGUCUGGCAAGCACACCGACCCCGUGUGGCAGGUGAAGUGGCAGAAGGACGACAUGGACAACAAUCACAACUUCUUCUCUGUGUCAUCUGAUGGCCGUGUGGUGUCAUGGACUCUUGUCAAGAAUGAGCUGGUCUUCACAGACAUCAUCAAGCUGUCGUUGGCGGGAGCUGUGUCAGAAGGACCAGAAGGCGUGCAACUUCCCAUCAUGGCUUGUGGAACAUCCUUCGACUUCCACAAACAGAUUGACUACCUCUUCCUGGUUGGCACGGAGGAGGGCAAGAUUCACAAGUGCUCCAAGGCUUACUCCAGCCAAUUCCUGGAGACCUACAAUGCCCAUAACAUGGCAGUGGACGCAGUUAAGUGGAACCACUUCCAUACCAAGGUCUUUAUAUCCUGCAGCUCUGAUUGGACCGUYAAGAUCUGGGACCACACCAUCAAGACCCCAAUGUUCACCUUUGACCUGAACGCCUCUGUGGGAGAUGUGGCAUGGUCUCCUUACUCCUCCACUGUCUUCGCUGCAGUCACCACUGAUGGCAAGGUUCAUACCUUUGACCUUAGCAUCAACAAAUAUGAGGCCAUCUGCCAGCAGCCGGUGGUGGCCAAGAAAAAGACUAAGCUGACUCACAUUGAGUUUAACCCCGUCUACCCCAUCAUCAUCGUGGGAGACGACCGAGGAUAUGUCACCAGCCUCAAGCUCUCGCCUAACCUGCGCAAAAAACCCAAGGAGAAGAAGGGUCAGGAGCUGCCCAAGGGGCCUGAGGUGGAGAUCGCCAAGAUGGAGAAGCUGCUGAGUUUACUGCGGGAGCCAGAGAACAGCAAUGCUUAGAAACUAUGACAACACCAUGCAGGACUGUGGUCGCCCACUAUUUUUACUACUGCACUCCAGUUAUAAACCCACCACCAUUCAUGCCUUAUUCCUACUGUCUUAUGUCUUCUAAACCUGCGAUACUAAAGCCACCGUUCCUUCCCAUGUUGAAGUACAGUGCUGUCUAUUGAAUCUGCAAUCUAGCCUACUGUUUUUCUCACUCUUGCGCUGUGCACUAUACUAAACAUAUAGAUAGUCAUUGUGCAACCAGCAAAGUCUUCUUUACCUGAUGCGGCAAAACCACUCAAGCUUUGGGAUAUAUUUUUUUGUUUUGGAAAACAGAGUAGCUCAGUUUGUUUGGAAAUAUUCAUUAAAAAAUGUAUCAUUYCAAUGUCUGGCACGUCUUGUUAUUUUUGUUGUGAAGGGGAAGAGAUGCUAUGUCCUCGUCAGAACAAGUCACAUAAUAGGAGUUGUAGGAGUACUGUCCUACAACAAUGUGUGGGCUGUCAUUGACACUGUACCAAAGGAGGUUAGUACUGAGAGGACCACAUUUUAAGAGGACAAAGCGAACAAAGCCUCUAAGCUCCUUACAUAACACUUGGUAUGCUUCGCUCACAGACCACUGCUAUGUAUGAGUGACCAUGACCAUGUAUGAGUGACACACUCCACACAGCCCGCUGUUACCGUCAAUACACACAGGCUUGUUUUUCUUCGCAAGAAAAUGUCUGAAAUGARAAGCAUUUAGAAGCUUUGCAGAAGUCCAGUCCUUCGGAGAAGUCUGGUCCAGUCCUCAGACACUCAAGGUUCUAGCCUCUUUGACUCCACAUGAACUAACCUUGUGUUAAACCAUGUGUCUUUGACCUCACUAGGUUGUGAGUGUGUGCGUGUGUGUGUAUAACACAUUUAUGCCUGCAUUUCGUUAUCCAUGUCAGUACYAUCAAGGACCAAGAAGAUCAAAACGGACUAUAACAGUUGAGUUAUUGAUGCCAACUUGUCUCUGAGACACAUUUUUAACUGUUACAGGUUGUUUCAUUCAUUCCGCUGCUGAAUUUAAGAGGAAUAGUUAUACUUUGAUUUUUAAGAGGGCCAGUGAGUGUUGUCUGCUUGACAGUUGACAUGCAGUUAGAGCCAAUUUGUCUGGCACCCACUCCUCUACUAGCCAGUUGGCUAGUAGAGAUCAGUCUAUUCGGUCUACUAUACAGGGGAUCAGUCUAUUCCUCUACUAUACAGUACCUCCCUGAGCAUUUAAUAUACGCUAUGGUGCUCAC
Messenger RNA from Salvelinus sp. IW2-2015, 3474 nucleotides. It is a transcript of the gene dnai1.2, whose product is annotated as dynein, axonemal, intermediate chain 1, paralog 2. Gene Ontology annotation, molecular function: dynein light chain binding; dynein heavy chain binding. Gene Ontology annotation, biological process: outer dynein arm assembly; cilium movement. NCBI's taxonomy places the organism in Eukaryota, Metazoa, Chordata, Actinopteri, Salmoniformes, Salmonidae. The record is from RefSeq and is a predicted model, not a curated record. Gene Ontology annotation, cellular component: outer dynein arm.